AUGGCCGAUCACGUGACUGCUCAUCGGUCUUUGGAGACGGCCGUACAUCAGUCAGCCGACGUCGUUUCUAAUUAUCGACAUUACGUGCAUUAUAUCGGAACCUCGGAGGACACUCCUAUGUUCCGCGAAAAACUGCACGAGGCGAGACAACAUGUCGGGGAUCUGCUAAAGGAUAUAUCAGCUGAAAUAGAACAUGAAAUCCACGGUCAUAGUAAAACUGCAGUUUUCUGUCACGUCGGACAUGAGUUUCUUGUUUCUACCUUGAUUCCAGUCGGUAUCCUUCGUAGUAGCUCAACAUUUUCGCCAUCGUCCUGCCAGGCUAAGAACAAUGUUGUAGAUGCCAAAAUCGUCGAAGAGUUUGGUGUAGUCGUAAGGGAAUAUCGAGAGACUGAAAGGCUUGAAGCUGAAGAGGAAGCGUUGCAUGUUCCUGUUGCUCCCCAGCAAGCAAAUCUUUUGACUUCGAGAGAUAAGAAUGAUGAGGCAGGCAGAAAUGCAGCCCAGGAUGCCGAUUUGCGUGAACCUCUCGAUGAACUGAAAAGAAUAGAGGCGCUGCUCCUGGAAAAUGAGAAUACCCUCAAAGAGAUCCUCAGAGAUGAAGAAGAAAACGAGGAGGAAGACAAGUCCAUGCCGCCAACAUUCCGAGAGCCCUGCAGGUGUCAACCGCUCAAGCUUGUGACAAAAAAUCGAAAUCAGCAUUUCUGGAUUGCUUUUGUCAAGUCCUCGGAUCGUGCUUUUUGUUGGACUGAUAGUGUCUCUACCUUACUUCCCCGUUUUUCCUAGAUUGCUGUUAAUAGUGCAAGAUCAGUCACUGCUUAUGUGUGUUGUGGUUGAAUGGCAAGCCUCCUUCCUUACUUCUUGUUUUGUUCAUGCACCGAAGAAUAAGCGAAACUGUGCUCCUUUACUUUCUUCUUUCCAUUAACAGAUGGGAAAAGCCACAAGGCUGAGCUCAGCCUGAUGGAGGACUUCAGUCACUUCUCUCUUUACCUAAAAUGGAAAAAUUAAGGACAGAAGAGCCCGCUAAUCAUAUCUGAUCACAACCACUGAAAGUCGACAGACUAGGACAGUUCUCAAUUCUCUUGGAGUAGAAAACUGUAUCUGCCUACAAAGACGGUCAAGCUCAUAACCGUCCAUGUUUCAAUGUUACAAAGGAGAACAUGUCUGGUGACCGAUUUUCCUUUUCUGAGUACCUGAAAAUUG
Molecule: messenger RNA, 1197 nt
Organism: Rhodamnia argentea
Lineage: Eukaryota; Viridiplantae; Streptophyta; Magnoliopsida; Myrtales; Myrtaceae
Product: syntaxin-23-like
Exons: 7
Coding region: 1-780 (259 amino acids)
Source: RefSeq, a predicted model, not a curated record